Molecule: messenger RNA, 3266 nt
Organism: Larimichthys crocea (large yellow croaker)
Lineage: Eukaryota; Metazoa; Chordata; Actinopteri; Sciaenidae
Gene: shc2
Product: SHC (Src homology 2 domain containing) transforming protein 2
Exons: 14
Coding region: 296-2455 (719 amino acids)
Biological process (GO): cell surface receptor protein tyrosine kinase signaling pathway; intracellular signal transduction
Cellular component (GO): plasma membrane
Molecular function (GO): receptor tyrosine kinase binding
Source: RefSeq, a predicted model, not a curated record
CAAGUUAUAGCAAACAACCAGGAAAGUGUGUGUGUGUGUGUGUGUCUGGCGGGUUUAGUAUGAGUGGUUUGUUGUAAUGUGGUCUUCUGACUAGUGAAAUUAAAUUAUUCUCUUAUUUAAUCACAGCUGCAGCUCGUUUCUACUAUGAUAUUUGUAGCAAACACAUGCCAUUCUUUGAUAAAAGACAUCAGAAGUUCACUGGGCUGGAUCUUACUUUCAUCCUCUUUCUCCUCAGAGCCUGACAUAUAGUUAUCCCCCCCCCACUCAGCUCCUGCUUCAGGCGGCUCCUCCGGGCAUGCUCCUUAAGCCAAAGUAUGGCCGCUUUCGCAACGAGUCUGUGACCUCCUCCGACGACCUGAUGCAGAGCUUAGCCAUGAGCGGCAAAGUUGUGGCCACACCAGUGGUCCCAUCCUCCACCCCGAGUCUUCCUCUGCCUCCCCUGCCUCCUCUGGAUCCCAGUGCCAGAUCGUCCUCCUCUGCUGGGGCUGCAGCCCUGGCUGACUCUCCUUGCCUGGAUGGGGAACAGGAUGCCACCACUACCUUCUGCAUGCUCAUCCCUAAGAUGCCCCAGUGGAAGUUCUCCAACUCUCUGCUCAGCCGGAGCCCGUCCAACUCCAGCUCCAGCUCAAGCUCUAGCAAGGACUCGGGAAAGGCAGCAGCGGCUCCUUCCCAGGCCCCUGUCUCCCAUUCUUCAUCAUCACACAGGCCCAGUGGUGUGACCUCAGCCAGUGGUCCAGUGGCCAGUCUUGCGGCGGUGCUUAACUCCUGUGACCCUGUUUGUGUCACCCCAUGUUCUUUGCAGGCAUUUCGAGGGCAGAGAGCAGUUGCAGCGGCACACUCUUCUAGUCCAGGGGCUCACGGAUUUGGGGCCACAGAGGUCAUGGCGAGCCCUGGGGGUUCCAGCAGCUCCAGGUCAGGGAUGAGUCGCAGGACAAGGGUAGACGGCAUGUGGCUGGGGGGAGAGGACUUCAACCAGAAGGGUAGCUUCAUCCACAAACCCUCUCAAGGCUGGCUGCACCCUGACAAGAAGAUUGCAGGACCCGGAGCCUCUUAUAUUGUCAGGUACAUGGGCUGCAUCGAAGUACUGAAGUCAAUGCGCUCCCUGGAUUUCAAUACGCGGACUCAGGUGACAAGGGAAGCCAUCAACAGGCUGUGUGAAGCUGUGCCAGGCGGAAAGGGAGCUUGGAGGAAAAAGGCCCUGAACAAAGCUCUCCAGUCCGUAAUGGGGAAGAGUAAUCUACGAUUUGCAGGCAUGAGUAUUGCAGUCAAUAUUUCCAUAGAUGGCCUUGGUCUGCUUAUCCCUACCACGCGACAGGUGAUUGCACACCAUCCCAUGCAGUCUAUCUCAUUCGCCUCUGGGGGAGACACAGACACGCCUGAUUAUGUUGCUUAUGUGGCCAAAGACCCAGUGAAUCAGAGAGCGUGUCACAUCCUGGAGUGCUCAGACGGUUUAGCCCAGAGUGUCAUCAGUACCAUUGGCCAAGCCUUCGAGCUGCAGUUCAAACAGUAUCUACAUAGUCCUCCCAAAACCAUGGCAUCAGUGGAGAGGUCUGUUCGGACAGAAGAGCCGAUGUGGGGGGAAGACGAGGACUUCUCAGACCAUGAUUACUACAACAGCAUCCCAGGAAAGGAGCCUCCUAUUGGGGGGGUGGUGGAUUCCAGGCUCAGGCCCAGUGGAGCCCUGCUGGGUCACAUCCACACCCAACCACAGAGCAAGACAACAGCACAGAUGGGCUCACCGGCCAGGAGGGAGCAAACAUCUUAUCCCCCUGGACAGCUGUGUUAUGAACUUCACUGGGACACUGAGACGACUUGCAGCUCAGGUCUAACAUCAGAUGGUUAUCUGUGUGCUGAUGGCCAGCCACCAGGCAGCAGAGAUUAUGAGGAACAUCAUUAUGUUAAUACACAGAAUCUGGAAAACCUUGAUUCACGGGGGCCUGAAGGACAGCGAGGGGGCAGGGCACCCGACAGUCCCAAAAAGGACCUCUUUGACAUGAGGCCCUUUGAGGAUGCCCUGAAGCUCCACGAGGCCUGUGGCGGAGCUGUUGGGUCCAGUGUGUCUUCUGCAGCUGGAGGUGUACGGGUCCUGGAGGACCAGUGGCCCAGCCCUCCCCGCCGUCGAGCCCCUGUGGCCCCAAAUGAGGAGCAGCUCCGCAGGGAGACAUGGUACCACAGCCGUAUGAGCAGACGGGAUGCAGAGAGACUCCUGGUCCGGGAUGGAGAUUUUCUGGUCCGGGAGAGCACUACCAACCCAGGACAGUAUGUGCUAACAGGCAUGCACUGUGGCCUGCCCAAACAUCUUCUGCUGGUGGACCCAGAAGGAGUGGUCCGAACCAAAGACAUGUUAUUUGAGAGCAUAAGCCACCUUAUCUCAUACCACUUGAAGAACGAGCUGCCUAUUGUGGCAGCAGAAAGUGAGCUCCACCUCAAACAGGUGGUCAGGAGGAAACAGUGAGCCACCUGGCGCUGCAUGUGACGGUGAUUUCACGUGUUCCCAUGCAAAAACUGCAUACAGAAAUUAAUAUGGAAAUCAUUUAUCCUGGAUGGAUUCUUAUCUGGAACAAAGGAUACCACUGAUACUUUCUUUCCAUGGACAAUUCUACUAAGGAGAGUGAGGCAUCCUGUCCACCCAAUACUUUCUCUGCCCUUUGCCUACCAGGAUCAACCAAACCUCCCUCAUUUGUCAUAAACUCCUCAGCAUGCAGCUAUUAAGCUAACAGCCAACCAACAAACCAACCAGAAUCCACAGUUUGACUCAUUUCAGAGCCAGAAAAUUGUUAACCGAUGUCAAAAAUCGACGACUGUUUGAAGAGGACUCAACUUCUGAAAAAUCAAUUAAGGAUUUCUUGCACAGUGAAGUGAUGUCCUGCAAAGCCUGUAAAAGUGAAGUUCUUCCAGUAUACCAUGGUCGUCCACUGAACAAAAAAUGGAUAUUGCCAGAACAAAACUGUCACUUAUUAUCUGGAACAGAUAGUUUAAAAAAAAAGAAGAUGUCAGGUUAUUCAGUAGUUCAUUUCUGUGUAAAUACAAGAAAUGAAAAUACUGUGACUACAAGAGACAAUUGAAGAAAUGUCUGUUUCAGUGGAAAAUGUAAAGACUAUUUGUUGUUACAUGUUCACAGGUCUGCAGUACCUGACUCUGAGAAGGCACAAUGGAAACACACUGAACAUGAUCCAGUGAUGGAAACAGCCACACCUUUAUCUGCCUUUUUCUUUUUGUGUUUCUCCAUGAUAAUCAAGACACAAAAUACCACUUUUGAAAAAAAA